This is a messenger RNA of Thlaspi arvense, 507 nucleotides long. NCBI's taxonomy places the organism in Eukaryota, Viridiplantae, Streptophyta, Magnoliopsida, Brassicales, Brassicaceae. The record is from the annotation of a GenBank genome assembly.
AUGAGGAUCAUUAAUUUGCCAUUUCUACCUCUUGCAGAGUAUGCUGAACUGACUCCUCUUUUAUGCCUUGGAGUUGGAUCAUGUGCCGGCAUCAUUGACACUUCAGCAACUUAUCCCAAGGACAUGGUGUGUGGCAGGCUCACUGUGCAGAUGGAAGCAUCUCCUGGGAACAGGGGAAUCAUCCAUGCUCUUUCAACUGUUUUUGGUGAAGAAGGUUCUCAUGCUUUGCACAAAGGAUGGCUUCCAUCUGUAAUAGUGAGAUGCCAGUUUCUUUCUGCUCUUGCAGUGUUUGAUAAAAUAAUGGACUGGUUGAUCAAAUCCAGACCAUAUGGACUUGUUGAAGAUUCUGAGCUGUGUUACAAGCAAGAACUUGGGCGUGGGGAUGCUGCUGGAACUGUUGGCCAGACGGUUGCUUAUCUUCUUGAUGUUAUUCAUCAAAGACAACAGCUAGGCAUGAAGAUUUCAAAGCUUUGUACAAAGAUGGGUGGAUAUCCAUCUGCUUUCUAG